Molecule: messenger RNA, 503 nt
Organism: Macroventuria anomochaeta
Lineage: Eukaryota; Fungi; Ascomycota; Dothideomycetes; Pleosporales; Didymellaceae
Exons: 1
Coding region: 72-413 (113 amino acids)
Biological process (GO): translation
Cellular component (GO): ribosome
Molecular function (GO): structural constituent of ribosome
Source: RefSeq, a predicted model, not a curated record
CGCGCCGCAACUGUAAACCCAGCCCGCCGUUCCCUCACCAAACGCUCCAGCCUCCUUCCAGCACCGUCAAAAUGCUCCCCCGAGCGCUCCUCCUGCCCCUCCGGCGCACCAUCUUCGCGCUCCGCACUUCCACCCGCUCCAUCCACACAUGCACCUCCGCGUCGCGGCCCACACUUUCGCAAUGCCAAUCGCCCAUGCACAGCCUCCUCACACGAUUCUCUGGUCUCAGGAUAGGAGCGCAGACAGAGUCAAGAGUGGGUGGACUGGGCUCGCAGGUGCUCGCGCAGACACGGGGCAUGAAAGUGCGCAGCUCGGUCAAGAAGCUGUGUGAUGGGUGCAAGAGCGUGAGGAGGAAGAAGGGAAGAUAUGUGUAUAUUAUUUGCUCGAAGAACCCGAAGCAUAAGCAGAGGUGAGUAACUCCAGAUUGGAGGAACGGGUUGAGGGAGACAGGGUGGUGGGCUAACGGGUGUGUAGGCAAGGAUAGACGAUCGACGAACGACAAC